Anopheles moucheti is the source of this 3658-nucleotide messenger RNA. It is a transcript of the gene stai, whose product is annotated as stathmin-1-A. The coding region runs from base 303 to 1079 and encodes 258 amino acids. Gene Ontology annotation, biological process: microtubule depolymerization; regulation of microtubule polymerization or depolymerization; neuron projection development. The transcript is spliced from 6 exons. Gene Ontology annotation, cellular component: cytoplasm; neuron projection. NCBI's taxonomy places the organism in Eukaryota, Metazoa, Arthropoda, Insecta, Diptera, Culicidae. The record is from RefSeq and is a predicted model, not a curated record. Gene Ontology annotation, molecular function: tubulin binding.
ACUCCGAGCGCGCGUGUGUACCCGUUGUUCUUGUGUGUCCUGCGAACGUCCAAAAAACGAAGUGAUUAUUGUUUUGUGAAAAUAAAACAGUCGUUUCUGGGUGAUUGAUAUAUCGUGAAUAUUGAACGUAAUAUAAGGUUGAAAAAUAGAGUCUUUUACAGACCGUCCAAGGACCAUUUCUCUAUAGCGCCAAGGAUCGAGUAUCUCAGACGGUAGACGACAAUCAGACGCGUAAAGCUGUACAAUAUUUCACGCUCUGCAGUCUAGCAUCGUUUCAUUAUCCACCCACAUACAUCUCCAUUAUGUCGGUAGAACAAGCAACCCAAUCCAGUGCUGAAGCCACUGAGAUCCGUUGCCAGGAAAAGUCGAAAGGCGGCCUGUGCUAUGAAGUAAUCCUGGCAGAGCCGGCAGUUAACGUGGCAUUGCCGAAGUUACCACCAACUCAGGGCAAGAAUGUGUCCGCCGAGGAGAUCGAAGAAAAGCUAAAGGCUGCGGAAGAACGCAGACUAUCUUUGGAGGCAAAGAAGAUGGCUGACUGGUCGGCAAAAAUGGCCAAAAUCGAGGAGGCUUCUCGCAAGAAAGAUGAGCUGGACAAAGAAUUUAAAACACAUGCCAAGGAGGUGCUGCACACCAAGAUGGAACAGUAUGAGGAAAAGCGGGAACAACAAAUUUCAGAAAUAAAGGAAAAACUAAAGACACACGCAGCCGAUAUUGAGAAGACGAGACAGAGUUUGGAGCAGCAAAAGGUCGAGGAGCUGCAAAAACAUCUCGAAGAUAAACUGCGAAAUGCUGCCACGCUUCGCGACGAUAACAUCAAGAAAAUUCUGGAUCGACUAAAGGAACACAACACCGAUAAGUUGAAUGAAGUCCGUGCAGCCUGCUACCAGACCGAAGCACAAAAGACCACCGAAAAGACGCGUGUCAUCGAAAACAAGCUGUCCACCGCCGAGCAAAAUCGUGAAAAGGAACUCCAGAAGAAAUUGGAAAACAUUCGCAAGCACGAACGACGUGCUGAAUUGGUUCGUCAAAAUAAGGCGGCUCUGGCUCAGAAGACAGAUGUUACGGCUUCGUCUGGUUAGGUGUAGACGACCGCGGCUUGGAUUAAUUUGAAAUAAUAGCAAAAAAACACACACCCACACCCGUACACAAUAUACGCUAAUACUAACAAAGAAGUAAAGAUUGCAUAAUUUAAGUAUCGCGCAAGCACAUGCAAAACAAAGGUCGCAAAAAUAUUCUAUAUUUUUAUUCCAGUUAUGUUUUAAUUAAUGAACCAAUACGAAUGUUUUAUGAAGUCUGCUGGUAGAAAGAAGCGUGUUUAAUUUACAAUUCUUAAUUUAAAAACAAAUACUAAUGCGAAUAUCCCCUUGCGAUGAAGGGCUGGCAACCGUUUGAAAAUGCCAAUGACCUGUUUUGAAAUGUAAACAAAAAUUAGUCAAUCGAGAACCAACCGAUCACGAUCAAUAACAUUAUCUAACACAGCAUAAACAAGAAGAACACAUAAAGCUGCUAAUGAAAACAUUGCAUUGCGCAUUGAACCAGUUAGAUAGUUAGAUUACGAACAUCAACUAGAAGAUCUACAACGAGUGGAGCUCAUGAAGCUGUGUUAAGAAUCCAAGACGACCAUAAUAUUGUUUGAUUAUUUAAAAAAUGUGUAGCUUUUUCGCGUAUGAAACUGCGCAUAUUAUCAUUGUCAUCUGAAGAUAGAUUCGAGAGCAAGGCAUGAGCCCCUCACAGUAACAAACAUCUCAAUCAGAAGCGCUCAUGAAAGCAAACGGUUCUAGUAAAAAUAAAUGAAAAAUGCGAUGAGUAAAACGAUGAAAAUAAAGUAUGAUGAAGCUCAACAAGCCGGCACAAACGAUGAGAAGACUAACUAGAGAUUUAUCGCGUACUGCCCUGCUGUGGCAAGUCCUUUCUAAAAGGCUCGAAGUUAAAUGUGAAACUGUGUUUGAAAGCAGAAGAGAAGAAAUAAUGAACCGGUAUCAUCAUCUCAGUUUAUCUGCCCAUGUCACAAAAGUUGUCACAAUGAGAAGCGCAAGUAACAUACAGAAUAACAGUGAAAAGAUGAUUAAUAACAUACUAACAGGAACUAGAAAUAGAGAUAAAAACAAUGAAGCAAAAUAAAUACACAACAUAAAAUGAAACAAAAUAUUUACCCUCUCCCAAUUUCUUUUCUCACUACAUAAAGAAACUGCUAUAGGAAAAAAGUAUGUAUGCAAAUAACAGAUAAACAUGUAUAGGGCAAUGUUUUAGCUGCACUGUGGGCAGCUUCAACACUUAUAAAGCGCAAAACAUAAGACAGUGUGGCGAUUGGAAGCUCGAAACCGGUAGAUAAGGAAUGGAAAAAGAUGGUUGGGAUGCUCAAAAGCAGUAUCUAAUACGCUCUGAACUUAUCAAUAACAGAGCCAAAAGGAAUUGAACGAAUGUGGUGUUUGCAUCGAUAACGCCCUGACAUCCAGCAGUGAAUCUGUGGAAUGGCAUGAGUUGAAAAGUGUAAGGAAUUUCGCUGUAACAGGCCAGGCACCAGCUAAAAUAAUGAUCGUGAAUAAUGGAAGCAUAAAGAAAAUAACAAGCACACAUAACAGUGCGUAUCAUAAAUGGUGCAUUGCGGCGUAGAAUAAAGGAAAAUAUCUAAUUGCAAAAAAUCGCAACCAAAACACAGGUGAACACAGCAGCAGCGAACUGCUACGCAAGACAAACGUAGAAAAUAUUAUGAAACACGGGAUACAACGCAACAGCAAGCAAAAAACGCAUUAUACAUAUAUCGCCUCUGUGCCGCUAUUUAUACAUUUAUUCUAUCAAAAAAGAAGUAACACGGAUGCAGUGGAAAGCAGUGGAAACAUCGCUCUAACGUGCGUGCAGGUCACAAACCCACGCGACAUAGGACACGACGACUAUCUGAGGUUUGAUUAUCCUUUGUACUCUCUUUCGAAUUCAAACAUGCGUUACAAGAAGGAAAGCAAAGAGGGAAGAGAAGGAAAUGCUAGUUUAUUAAAAAGAUAUAAGUACCCCCAUAUAUAAAAAUACAUAUAUUUACAAGUUUCUUUACGCUUUUGUGAGAGCAAGUGGUAUAAAAUAGGAAAAACAGGAAUGAAGUGGAGCUAAAAUGGUAGGCUUGUCGCUUGUGGGAAGGGUUAAGGAUAUUAACAUGUAAGGAAUGGGAAACGGUGCGUGUGCAAGUUAAUGAGCAUCGUAACGCUGAUAAGUGCUUUGCUAAAAGAAAUGAAAACACUGAAGUUAUAGGAAAAGAAGGAUUAGUUCACACAGGUUCACACCCAAAACUAGAUUUUGGUUUUGAACGCUUUGUGUGGCGAUCUCUUUUUACCUAGUCUUCGAGAAAAAGGCUGCUGCUUUUUGUAAAUGUUCUUACUUUUUUACGUUUACGUAACGUUUACGCUCCUGUUGCUCGCCGUUGCCGCUGGGUUAGCGCUGAUAAACACGAUACGGAACGGAACCAACGUUCGAUUGAGAAUCGCCUUUUGUGUAGUACCAUAAUCAGCGUAUAGAAGUGAUGGAGAAUGUGAAUGUGUGUGUGUGAUACAAGACCGUAUGAUCAAGGCGUUGUUCGAUCGAAAUUUAUCCUUCACGCUAGCAUCAAUAACGGCUGCUGCUUAUCAGAAAAGAGCAAAACGAAAGUUUGAAAUAAAAAAAAAAACAAACA